This is a messenger RNA of Baudoinia panamericana UAMH 10762, 1236 nucleotides long. RefSeq lists its product as uncharacterized. The record is from RefSeq and is a predicted model, not a curated record. The transcript is spliced from 3 exons. Lineage: Eukaryota; Fungi; Ascomycota; Dothideomycetes; Mycosphaerellales; Teratosphaeriaceae. The coding region runs from base 100 to 1101 and encodes 333 amino acids.
AGUAACCUAAUAUGGACUGCGCAUGCUAUAGCACGUUGGAUCCUGGUCACGACUCCUCAUCUCCCACACACUCGCAUUGUUGCGGUUCUACUUUGGGCGAUGGAAGGGGCGGGCAGCCGACGCUGUAGAUGGAGAAGAUGUGCACGCUCGAGCCCGUCCUGUAACUGCACCGAUGGUGUUACCGCAUACAGUAGUCCACGCCUCAUGGUGGAGGUAGGUGAAGAUCGACAAACAACAUCGACACACAAACGAGACACCCGCGCGGUCAGAGAGGCUGCGCCGAUGUUGUGCCACUGUGUAUAUGAGGCCGCGCUCUCCGUCUUCACAUCAUGUCCAGCCAGCACCAUCAGCAUCUCUUCUCAUUCACUUGUCACUCGUUACUCCACAACUUCAGUCACUCUUUCCACGUUCUACAAAAUGCAGCUCGCACUCUCCAUCCUGGCCGCCGGCCUCGUCGGCAUGACAGCCGCCGCCCCACUGCCAGACAAGGACGACAUCAGCACCGGCUACUCCAACAACCAAGAGGUCAUCUCAUACGUGACCAAAUUCGACAACAUCCAGAACGCAGGCCUUCUCGCCGACCUCCCGGUCCGCGGCGUCACAUCUCUCGGACCGUACAACAGCCUCGACUUCCUGCACCUCAACGUGAUCAACGUCGGUGAAGGCGCUGUUGGCCUGAUUCCGCAAUCGGCUCCCAACGUGCUCGCCUAUGAUGUUAUCGCAGCGGCUCAAGGCCCUCAGACCAUCACCUCCGUCUUCGACGACUCAAUCGUCGAUUACUGGAACUUCAAGUCUUUCUUCUUCGGCUGCGUCCUCGCCUCCCAAGAGACCGUCGCUAGUGUGCCGGAUACCUGCACCAUCCAGAUUACCGGAUACAAGAACGAAGUCCAGGUUGCUUCCCAGAAGGCCACCUUCACCGCCGACGGUCUGGAAGACCAGAUGCACCAGGUCUUCCUCAACAACGAUUUCGAGAACAUCGACACCGUGGAGUUCGACACCGUGGGUCUGCUCGACAGCACACUCGAUGCUGUCCUGUUUGACAACCUUUGCUACGAUGUAUACAUUGUUGAGGGCGAGUCGUGCGAUACUUGCUCCGAUUAAGCGCAAAAGCGGAUGGCGUUGUGGCAUUGCAUCAGGAGGAGUUGGGUGCUGUUAUGACCGUGCCCGGGUCGUCUCGUCGAUUUGUAACUGCUAUCGGUUGUUCGAUAUAGUUUCCGCAUUGUGCAAUAAUGGUUA